Messenger RNA from Patiria miniata (bat star), 1444 nucleotides. RefSeq names its product phosphomethylethanolamine N-methyltransferase-like. Bases 299 to 1111 code for a protein of 270 amino acids. The record is from RefSeq and is a predicted model, not a curated record. The transcript is spliced from 5 exons. NCBI's taxonomy places the organism in Eukaryota, Metazoa, Echinodermata, Asteroidea, Valvatida, Asterinidae.
GGGAAAAUAUCGGCAACGACAAUCCAGCACCUUUUUGCUUUUGUGUGCAGGUCAUUUUUGUGAAUGCACCCGACCUGAAGGUUAACCUUGACUGUAUAACGAUGCGAGCCCGUUCGUUCGUGCACGUACGAAGGCGCAGGUGUAGUCCAUAGGUUACCACAGCUUGGGUGUGCCAAUGUAACUCGUGGACAUUUUCACCAUUUUCAAAUCUUGCAUUUGCCGUUGCAUUAGGCUGCCGUCGUUAAGGAGGGUUAUUACAUUCUAAAAAAAGGGCACCCGUGUUGAUCAAAGAAGCAACAUGGCGGAACCUGAGCAGGAGCAACAUUUUCAUCAUCACGGGAAUGAGGAAGAGGAGUAUGACUGGAUGAACAGUAAGCUGUACCAGUGCAAGGUAGCCUACAAGGAGAAGUUCAUUGCUGGGAUGGAACUGGACAAGAAGUACCGACUCAUGGACGUCGGGUGCUCCGAGGGGGAAUUUAUGACGGAGCUGUCUGCCAAGGUGCACUCGAUAGUAGGGGUUGACAAUGACGCCGCAGCCAUUGUGAAGGCGAGGCAGGCAAACACCGUCCCCAACGUCAGCUACGAGAUAGCAGACUUCGGCGUGGAUCUGGGUGAUCACGGCAAGGAAUGGCGGGAACAAUUCGACGUUGUCAUGAGCGGCUUCGUCCUGCAUUUCGUUGACGACUACGGGAAAUUCAUCAGGAACGUGUGUGACUGUACCAAGCCUGGAGGCAAGUUGUACCUGACCUACUUCGGGGACAGCCGCGGCUGGACGGCCCAAGCUGGGGCGUUCUUACGGGGACACCCUAAGUGGGGCGAGUAUGUCAAGGACGCAAAAUCCAAGAAUGUCGUUCUUGAAUCGACCUUGGACGAAGUGAAGGAACUUUUUGCAGACAACGGCUUCACCGUCGUCAAGAUAGAGGAACACGAACUGGCUACGGACGAUUUCUCGGACGAGGAUGCAGAAGGCUACAUGGGAGUCUUAUCCGCAUUGAGUUCGAUACCAGACAAGCACAGCUCAGAAUGCAUGGCAGACGUACGCAAGUUUUCCAAGGACUACUACGGUACGAAUUCACCUUGGCAAUAUGUUCAGCUCGUCGCAAAAAAAUAGAAUAAACAUUUGGCUAUGAACUUCAACUUCUUUAAAGGUGACAUCGUCCUGAAAUCGCUGACAUUUUCUUGGAUUGGAUAAUUUUAGUCCUAAAAGCACAGUUUUGCUGAUUUUUUGACAGCGCACCAAGUUUUAGGAUAGCAAUGAAAAAAAUGCUUUAGUUUUAACCGAGUAGCUUAGGGGUUAAUUAUUCAUGAAAAGCUUCAGUAAGGCCUUUCAAAUGUCCAGUAAGGCCCUUUUAAAAGGUGUGUGUUCUUUCAGCAAAACCAAAACAAUUCACACACAUCCUUAUGUGAAUUGUUUUGGUUUUGCUAAAAGAACACUUACCUAUUU